Molecule: messenger RNA, 1471 nt
Organism: Chaetomium strumarium
Lineage: Eukaryota; Fungi; Ascomycota; Sordariomycetes; Sordariales; Chaetomiaceae
Product: Alpha/Beta hydrolase protein
Exons: 1
Coding region: 1-1353 (450 amino acids)
Source: RefSeq, a predicted model, not a curated record
AUGUUCAAGUUCUUCGGGAGCAACUUCUACAACUUCGAAGCAACCCGGAUACUGGGCAGUACGAGCACCGAGGGCUGCGAGGUGGCCGAGUUCACCGAGGCCGUCUCCAAGAUUCGGCAGCACGACCCGGAAAGCUGGUACCAUGCGUGGCAUGAACAAUCGCAACGAGCCGAGGCAAUCGCCCGAGAGGCGAUCCGGUCCGGCCACGUCGACGCGGCGAGAAAGGCGCUGCUUCGGGCGUCCAACUAUGCCAGAGCAUCGGGCUACAUGUUCCCCUGGGCGGGCAACGACGACCGCAUUCUACAGGCAGCCGAGCGGUCGAUAUCUUUGUUCCGGGAGGCGAUCCCGUACAUGGAUUGUCGAGUCAUGGUGCUGGAGAUUGCGUACCAGGAGGGGGACGAGCCCCCCUUGCCUGGCUACCUUUAUUUGCCGCCGCCGUCCCGAACAAUGGGCGGUGUCGGCACACAAGGCACGCCGGUCAUUGUGCUUUGCGGAGGGGCCGAUGCGACGCAGGAAGAGCUUUAUUUCGCCUUUGUUUCCGCCGGCCUGAACCUCGGAUAUGCGGUGGUGACGUUCGACGGGCCCGGCCAGGGCAUGAUGCUGAAGAAGCACAAGAUUGUCAUGCGGCCCAACUUCGAAGCUGUCACCGCCCGGGUCCUGGAUCAUAUCCAACACAUGGCGGCUGGCAAUCCGAACCUGCGACUCGACACGGAUCGCAUGGCCGUCAUGGGUGUAUCGAUGGGUGCCUACUACGCGCUCCGCUCAUCCCUCGAUCCUCGCGUCAAGGCGUGCGUCUCGAUCGACCCGUUCUACGGACUGUGGCGCCUCGCCUUGACGCGUAUGCCCACGUGGUAUGCCAAGAUGUGGACGUCGGGGUGGUUGCCCGAGCAGGUGUUCAACGCAUCCAUACACCUGCAGAUGAGGCUGCACUUCCCCACGCGCUGGGAGUUUCAGCUCGGCAUGGCCAUGAUGGGCACGUCGACGCCCGGAGACACAUUGCGGCGCUUCCAACAGUUUGACCUGGAUGCCGCUUCGGAUGGCAAAGGAAGCAUUGUAGGGAGAAUCCGUUGCCCGGUGAUGCUGACGGGCGCAUCCAGGUCUGUGUAUGCCACGGCGGAUGAAAGCACGAUAGCCAUCUACAACGGCCUGUCCCAGGUGCCCGACCUUCUGAAAGAGGUGUGGAUCCCUGAGGAGGUUGGGAACGGCGGGCUGACGGGCAAAGUCGGUGCUUGGGGGUUGCUCGCACAGAAGAGCUUCCAGUUCCUCGAUAAAUCGUUGCAUGUCGUCCGUGAACCGAGCGGAGGUAAUUGUCAGAUAUCACAGGCGUCAAAGGAAACAGCUCCUCAGUGUUGAUGGACCCUGAGGGAGCUGAGGUCAGGAGGUAGGAAUUCUCAUCGGCGCGUCUACGGGCAUACCGUGGGCAGCAGAUAAAUACACACGAGAUAAUAUUCGUAGAAACGAAAGGAUCGAC